Messenger RNA from Galeopterus variegatus (Sunda flying lemur), 1981 nucleotides. It is a transcript of the gene ENTR1, whose product is annotated as serologically defined colon cancer antigen 3. The coding region runs from base 2 to 1129 and encodes 375 amino acids. The record is from RefSeq and is a predicted model, not a curated record. Gene Ontology annotation, biological process: positive regulation of cilium assembly; regulation of cytokinesis; positive regulation of protein localization to cilium. Gene Ontology annotation, cellular component: early endosome; midbody; ciliary basal body. The transcript has 9 exons. NCBI's taxonomy places the organism in Eukaryota, Metazoa, Chordata, Mammalia, Dermoptera, Cynocephalidae.
UAUGUGCUAUGUGCCGGGCCCGGUGCUAGCUUCCGUGGGGGACACAGAUUUUGUCUAUGGAAGGGGGAAGUGUACUAAGCAAGGUCCGUCAGGAGCUCAUGGGACACGCUUUGGAGAUGAUAAACUUGAAGAUCUUGAGGAGGCAAAUCCUUUCUCCUUUAAAGAGUUUCUGAAAACCAAGAACCUCGUCCUGUCGAAAGAGGACACAGGCAGCAGUAGGAUUUACUCAAAGGACACCUCGAGGCACUCCUUGGGUCUCGACCACAACUCCCAAACCGUGGGCUAUGGCCUGGAAUACCAGCAGCCGUUUUUCGAAGACCCGACAGGGGCUGGUGACCUCCUGGACGAGGAGGAGGAGGACGACGACGGGUGGAACGGGGCCUACCUGCCAUCCGCUGUGGAGCAGACUCAUUCCUCGAGGGUCACUGCCAGCACAUCGCCCUGCGGCACUUACCUUUCCUUUUUCUCCACCCCACCGGAGUUGGCUGGGCCCGAGUCUCUGCCCCCAUGGACAGUGAGUGACACUGAGUCUCGUGUCUCUCUGGCAUCUCCGGCAGGGAGUCCUGGCACAGACUUUGAGGCUCAUGGGGAGUCCCUAGGAGACCGGCACCUGCGGACGCUGCAGAUAAGUUACGAAGCACUGAAAGAUGAAAAUUCUAAGCUAAGAAGAAAACUGAAUGAGGUUCAGAGCUUCUCUGAAACUCAAACAGAAAUGGUGAGAACACUUGAGCGUAAAUUAGAAGCAAAAACAAUGAAGGAGGAGAGCGACUACCAUGACCUGGAGUCGGUGGUCCAGCAGGUGGAGCAGAACCUGGAGCUGAUGACCAAACGGGCUGUAAAGGCAGAAAACCAAGUCAUGAAACUGAAACAGGAAAUAAGUUUGCUCCAGGCCCAGGUCUCCAACUUUCAGCGUGAGAAUGAAGCCCUGCGGUCGGGCCAGGGCGCCAGCCUGACGGUGGUGAAACAGAACACUGACGUGGCCUUGCAGAACCUCCACGCCGUUAUGAACAGCGCGCAUGCUUCCAUAAAGCAGCUGGUUUCUGGAGCUGAAACAUUGAAUCUUGUUGCUGAAAUCCUUAAAUCGAUAGACAGAAUUUCCGAAAUUAAAGAUGAGGAGGAGGACUCUUGAGAACCACUGGGGUGCCUCCAGCUGAGUGUCCCAAGUGCACCUAAGAUCACCACUGCUCUAUCUGACCAUGCAACUGUGUCUUUCAAUACAGUCUUCACCCAGAGUAAAGUGUUUAUCAUGGGAGACUAAUAUCAUGACCUCAAACAGUAUUAUUGGCCACCACAGUAGGAGCAACUCCUGUCCAUGAGUUGCACCUGUAUAUGGGAUUCUUGGUGAAAUUCCUGCUAUUUUAUAGACUCUGAUCUGUUGGAAGAAAUUUUUAUAAAAGCCAGUGAUUUUUUGAAAAUUACUAAACAUGAGAACAGCAGUUCUGUAAUAAGUGUUUUCCGUUAACAUCCCAGAACGUGAAUUGUAAGAUAAAUUCAGUUGACCUCCUUGAUUUUGGAAAUAGAAAAACACUAAGUGAACCAUCACAAAAGUGACUGACUUGGACGGACAGGGGCUUGUGCCUUUUCGCUGUCACUUGGUGCCCCUCUGGCUCAUCGUUCACUCUUGCGGCCUUCGUGGGGUGGCUCCUGUGGUCAGUGGCCCACAUGCGGAGGCACCACUUGGUGGAUGCUGCUGUCCUCCCACAGAGACCGAGGUUGCAGGCACCCACGUUGUGAAGCCAUCUAAGUGCACCUAUACGCACUCUCACACCUGAGACGCUGUUCUUGGCUGGGGUUUGGCGCACACUUGGAGCAGCACCUUGCAUGGUGAAGGGUGGGACUCAGGAAGCUAAAGUGUGUACGGAGUGCCUUCUGACCGCUCCCCUGCUACGGGAAGGCAUGGCAUGAGCUGUGUGCCUUUGGCUAUUUUCCUGUAGAUUUUUUUUUUUUUUUUAAUAAAUUUCCUUUUUCCCUCUUGUUCAAA